AUGCUCCUCAACCACCACCCGCCCACGCCUUUCCCAAACUUACCCCUCAUAGGCCACAUCUACUUCUUGAUCACCAGGCCCGUACCCCUCCACCGGGCCCUGGCCCAAAUCUCCUGCCGCCGCGGUGCAAUCGUGCUCCUCCAGCUGGGCUCCUGGCCGGUCCUCCUCAUCUCGUCACCCUCCGCGGCCCGUGACUGCCUGUGCCUGUCCAUUAACGACGCAGCCUUCGCCGACCGGCCCGAUCUCCUCAACGGCCGGCACUUUGGGUACGGAUUCACCAGCCUCGCGUGGGCCCCAUACGGCCACCACUGGCGUAAUCUCCGCCGCAUCUCGGCCCUCGAGCUCCUCUCCUCCCGGAGACUAAACGCCAGCUCGGGUUCUCGGGCCCACGAGGCCCGAGCCCUGGUCACCAAGCUAGCGGGUUAUGGUCGCGGCCCGCCCGGACUGCAGGCCCUGUUUUUCGAGUACGCUUAUUGUGUGGUGAAAGGAUGA
Molecule: messenger RNA, 492 nt
Organism: Striga hermonthica
Lineage: Eukaryota; Viridiplantae; Streptophyta; Magnoliopsida; Lamiales; Orobanchaceae
Source: the annotation of a GenBank genome assembly